AUGGGCAACCUUAGCAUGUUUCCACCAGAGAUUAUCUUCAAUAUCCUAGACGAACUUCUGGGGAGCUCUCCUAGGUUGACACAUGGGAGCUUUCAUGCCAUUAACCAGCUGAUGAAAACUAACAAGAUACUAGAACAAUACAUCAAACUCGGAUGGAUGGGUAGUAAUGCGUCGAACAGUUUCAAGCAGCGCGUCAAUGCCGUCCAGUGGUACCCUAACAUCGAUAGUGCGAAUGCAGCUCUGGCCCUUCGGGGCGCAGACGGCAAUGGCAUCAUGCCCAUCGAAGGUCCCCGCGACCUAGGCCCCGAUCUCAUCACCGGUAUCAUUUUCGACGACUGCACCGAUUGCUUUGAGUGGUUCUCCGAGGUGCUGCCUCCUAUUCAUAUGAGCUGUUGCAACGAGGGCGGUUGGUCAUUCCUUUCUUUGGCACUAUACGCUAAAGCUGAGAACUUACUUGAUCGUUUCUUCCUCUCAGGCUUCCCUUACGAGUCUAAGGAUUUUAUCACUGGCAGUGCUAAUGCUAUGGGGACAGGACCGUCAAUCCUUGGGAUUUCUGCCUCAUCUAGGGAUCAUCAGUCUUUUGCCAAGCUCUUCAAGAAACUGAAGGAAGUCUUGAAUGGGCACGGCUUCCAGAGGACUCUUAGAGAUAAACUUACGGGUAAGGAGCGAGCGGCUAUCCGAAGUGUUGCUCCUCAGUAUCUCCAGAAGAUGUUGUAUGAAGCUGGUCUAGUUUCUAUGCAUCCGGCUCUUCGUUAUAGCCCAUACUACUCUGGUAGGCGCACCGAGAUGUACUAG
This is a messenger RNA of Penicillium samsonianum, 795 nucleotides long. RefSeq lists its product as uncharacterized. The transcript has a single exon. The coding region runs from base 1 to 795 and encodes 264 amino acids. The record is from RefSeq and is a predicted model, not a curated record. Lineage: Eukaryota; Fungi; Ascomycota; Eurotiomycetes; Eurotiales; Aspergillaceae.